Messenger RNA from Aspergillus alliaceus, 644 nucleotides. RefSeq lists its product as uncharacterized. The transcript has a single exon. The record is from RefSeq and is a predicted model, not a curated record. The annotation marks the transcript as partial. Lineage: Eukaryota; Fungi; Ascomycota; Eurotiomycetes; Eurotiales; Aspergillaceae.
GACGAGUUUUCUUCCAAGGCAUGUAUAUACAGACGGGAAUACUACACGGAAGGAUGAUUCCUCCGCGCGAAUCGUAAAGGAAUGACGAGAAUAUCCCGCAAAGUCGAUGCAAGACAUGCGAGAAGUAGCGGUGAAGUUAGACUGUGUCUGAUAAUUAAUACAAACAAGGUUUUGGUAACUGGUAGAUGGCUAUUAGAUGGAAUGUAACUCGGAGUAUAUGGUUGGCUGCCAAGGGUCGAAUACGGGAAUAAGAUGGUCCCAACGAGUGAUAAAGGAGGGACACAACAGGUGGCGGAUGCUGUGGAAAGCGGAGUGAGAAGAGCCUCUAAGAUUUAUGGUUUGUAUGCAGUUGGUGGAGGCAGUGGCGUUCUUUCUCUAGGUCUUGCCUUUCUCUUGCUCUCUUUUUUUUCGGUUGCGAUUCCCUUUCAAGGCACUGUUCAGCCAGCCCUCAAUAGCGAGAUGAUCAAGAUCGUAUUCAUAGUCAGCACAACCUUGAUACAGUUGACUGAAGGCGCAUGUCGCAAUGUUGAUGUCGCUAUAGCUGCCUGCCUAGUGUAACGAUGCUCACGGAUAUAAACACGCUGAGGGCACAACCAACGAGGUGUGACUGCAACCAGGCAUUUACUUAGACUAAAAUGUACAAC